Molecule: messenger RNA, 1226 nt
Organism: Acyrthosiphon pisum (pea aphid)
Lineage: Eukaryota; Metazoa; Arthropoda; Insecta; Hemiptera; Aphididae
Gene: Trs23
Product: trafficking protein particle complex subunit 4-like protein Trs23
Biological process (GO): endoplasmic reticulum to Golgi vesicle-mediated transport
Cellular component (GO): TRAPP complex
Source: RefSeq, marked provisional
AUCUCGAUGUCUGUAAUAUACUGUGCGGACUGCGGACAACUUUGAACUGAAAUUAUAAUGUUAUAUUAAAAGUGGUUUGUUAUAAUAUACAUUUUCAUAAAUUAAGACAUAUUACCUAUUGUAAGUUUAUCUUAAUGUUAAUUCGUUUAGUCACUUUAUUUUUCGGUAAAUGGUACCUUCAAUAAUAGUCGUCUAUUCCUAAAUAAUAGUGUUCAAUGUUCAUUCAAAGAAAAACAAUUGUGUAUUUUUUAAAAUUAACGCAAUGAAGAGUAUAAUAUUUUGAACGAAUACCUCCCACAUAACAAUGGGAAUCUACGGUGUGUACAUUGUAUCAAAAUCAGGCGGGCUGAUAUUCAAUUACGAUUACACUGUGCCCAAAAUCGAAACUGAACAGACAUUUAGUUAUCCGCUAGAUCUAAAACUAUCUUGUGAAAACAACAGACUAUUAGUUUCGUUCGGUCAAAGAGACAACAUCAAGGUUGGUCAUGUGUUAUUAGCAAUCAACGGAGUUCCUGUUUCUGGUAGAAAACUGGAAGAUGGCAAAGACGCAAUUGAAAUGUUAGAUGAUGUAACUAAUUAUCCACUUAAUUUGAAAUUUGGUCGUCCAAAAAUGACUAUCAAUGAAAAGAUAUUCUUAGCAAGUAUGUUCUAUCCAUUAUUUGCUAUUGCAUCACAAUUGAGCCCAGAACCCAGGAGUUCUGGAAUUGAAACUUUAGAAGCCGAUACAUUUAAACUCCAAUGUUUUCAAACUCUCACCGGAGUGAAAUUUAUGGUUAUUGCUGAUCCAACACAUGUAGGCCUCGAACAACUUUUAAAGAAAAUUUAUGAGAUAUACGCUGACUUUGCUCUAAAGAAUCCAUUUUAUUCUCUAGAAAUGCCUAUUCGAUGUGAAUUGUUUGAUACUAAUUUACAAGCACUUUUGGAACAAGCGGAUAAAAAUGGUAUUAAUAGUAUUUAGUUUAAUAGAUACUUUAUUUUUAUCUAUACUUAUUUGUAUUUUACAAAAUCCUUUUGUAUUCAAAACUAAAAAUCAUAAGCAAAUAUCAUAUUCAUAAUAGCAUUGUACCAUUUCAAAUUAUUAAAUCUAUUAUUUGAAUUAUAAUUCAAACAUUGUAAUAUUAUUAUAAACCUAAGCCUAAUAUUCAACAUUGUUAAGAAGUUAUAAUUUACAAUAUUAUAAUUAAUGAAUAAAGUUUAUAUGUAAUAUUUUAAAUUAUUAAAAAAAA